ACCCCAUCUUCAUCUUCUCUUCACCAUCACCAUCGUCGUAGCCAUCAAUGGCGACCAUCCCCUUCUUUUCAAGCCUCAUCUUCGUCCUCACCUUCUCCUCUGUUCUAGUCCUUAGUGGAGCUGAUGCGACCUUGACAACAGCCCCCAGACGCACCACGCGUGUGAGCUCAGCUCUUGCAAUCACCCAAUAUAUCAGCUCUCACAAUGCAGUUAGGGCAAAGCACAACCUCCCUGCUCUCCAAUGGAACACGUCCCUAGCGAACUUCGCCAAGUGGUACGCAAACCAGCGGAGAGGGGACUGCGCGCUCAUUCACUCGACCAGUGAUUACGGCGAGAACAUAUUCUGGGGACAGGGCAAGCGUUGGACGCCAAAAGACGCUGUUGCCGCGUGGGCCGCUGUAGAAGCUUACUUUAAUUAUAACUCCAACACAUGCAUGGCGGGCAAAGAUUGUUCGCACUACACGCAGCUCGUGUGGAGGACGACACAGAAGGUCGGGUGCGCUCAGAUCGUGUGCAAUUCUGGUGACACUUUCAUUACUUGCGAGUAUUCGCCUCACGGCAAUGUGAUUGGAGAGAGGCCUUACUGA
Molecule: messenger RNA, 587 nt
Organism: Syzygium oleosum
Lineage: Eukaryota; Viridiplantae; Streptophyta; Magnoliopsida; Myrtales; Myrtaceae
Product: pathogenesis-related protein PRB1-3-like
Exons: 1
Coding region: 48-587 (179 amino acids)
Source: RefSeq, a predicted model, not a curated record